Mugil cephalus (flathead mullet) is the source of this 1742-nucleotide messenger RNA. RefSeq names its product zinc finger and BTB domain-containing protein 49. The transcript has 4 exons. NCBI's taxonomy places the organism in Eukaryota, Metazoa, Chordata, Actinopteri, Mugiliformes, Mugilidae. Gene Ontology annotation, molecular function: RNA polymerase II cis-regulatory region sequence-specific DNA binding; DNA-binding transcription factor activity. Bases 162 to 1505 code for a protein of 447 amino acids. Gene Ontology annotation, biological process: regulation of transcription by RNA polymerase II. The record is from RefSeq and is a predicted model, not a curated record.
GGGUCCCGCUAUGCUUGUACCGCUAGCUCAAAUUAGCGUCAUUGGCCAGGCACUCCGCACAUUGAUGUUUUUAUUUUUGUAGUGGCCUAUGCUUUUGCUUCUUGGUAUAGUAGUAUAGUUUGUUUAGCUGGUAAAGAAUUCUAUUUCAGCCCAUACCAACAAUGGCGAGCCGCCUUUCUUUUCACUCCCAGCUCUCGACCGUCAUGGAGACGUUGGCCAGGUCUGCCCUGAGUCAGGUCUGCAAACUGGUGGAUGAGGACUCAGCUGAGCUGCGACAGGAGCUGUCUCGGCUUCUGUUUGCCAACUCGGCUCUCUCCGAGAAAGUAAAUAGCCUGGAGAGCGAGUUGGCGGCCGUGAAAGGCGAAGCCCCCAAGUUGUGUAAAAGUUAUCGCAGCGUAGGUCUACAAACUGACAGAGACGAGGACGCUCAUGUGUCUCAGUCUCUCACCAUAGAGGGCAUCUUUGGGAAGGAUUGGUGCAUGGACCUGUGGAAGGACAGAGACCCAUACAGUCUGCAGAGAUUCACUGACUCACCACGCUCACCUGCUAAGUCUGUAGCGACACUUUCUGACCACAUCACUGUGACUGAGAUCAAAGAGGAGGGUUAUGUGGAGGAUGCUGCCAGUAUAUGUCAGCAGGAAACACUAAGUACAGAAGAACAUGAAGAUUGCACAUCAGAGGAACCAGAGCGCCUGUCAGCUGGUUUCUCGGCCGAUGGCAGCCCUUGCACCCUGUCAUUUGACCAGGAUGGAGAACAGGCUAUGUCUGCAGGUGGUACUGAAGAACCAUCUGUGCAAGUGGUGUCCGUCAGUGAUAUGAGAGAGGCCUUCAGCACUCACAUCAUUCCAAUCGAAGAGGAUGAUGAUGACGAGGAUGUACAGUUUGUUGAGGAACGUCAGCAGGAGCCAACAGUAAACGCAGCAGUUGGGCCGAGCCAGGACAAACAUCAGACAUUACUUGUAGACAACACUGAAACCUGCUCUGCCGUGGAUAAAGAUUCACACAAGGACUUUAAUGUGCGUAAUGUAGAAACUAACAGAAAUAAGGACAAAUUUACUUGCCAAAUAUGUAGCAGGUCAUUCUUUCACAAGGGGACUCUCACACACCACAUGAAGUCACACAAGUCAAACUUCUGCAACAUUUGUAAGCAGCACUUCCCUCACAGGAACAAGUUAAACUCACACCGCUGCAUGCCUCCAGUUCCCUCUCACAGAGUCAGCAAAUCAUGUGAACUGUGUGGGAAGAUGUUUGCCAACCCAUCGGCUCUGAGGAUUCACUAUGUUGUCCACACAGGAGAGAAACCCUACACGUGCAGCUUGUGUGGGAAAGGGUUUACCCAGAAAGGCAAUCUGAAAUGUCAUUUACGCAUCCACACUGGUGAGAGACCAUUCCGCUGUGUCAAAUGUGGGAAGACCUUUACGCAAAAGGUGAACCUCAACCAUCAUUUAAUGGCACAUAUAAACAGUCAGGCUGUGGGUCAAAAGCCUUUAGCAAAGAUGUAUUAAAAACUUAAUGGUUGAAACCAGCAACAGGUGCAAAAUCAGUUGCUUUCUUUAUUAGAAUACGUCCUGUACUAGUUGUCACUUUUGUUUAAGGGUAGUUACUACCUUGUUUGUAAUGACUGACAGUUUAUGGUUUAAUGCCAAAAAAAGUCAGGUGUGGAACAAAAAUGUUUUUGCUGUGUUUUUAUUUUAGUAUUUCAGUGCUCUUAUUCUGUCUUUACAAUAAACCACACAUGUUCA